Messenger RNA from Myotis brandtii (Brandt's bat), 2599 nucleotides. RefSeq names its product v-maf avian musculoaponeurotic fibrosarcoma oncogene homolog B (gene MAFB). Gene Ontology annotation, biological process: regulation of transcription by RNA polymerase II; regulation of myeloid cell differentiation. The record is from RefSeq and is a predicted model, not a curated record. NCBI's taxonomy places the organism in Eukaryota, Metazoa, Chordata, Mammalia, Chiroptera, Vespertilionidae. Gene Ontology annotation, cellular component: nucleus. Gene Ontology annotation, molecular function: DNA-binding transcription factor activity, RNA polymerase II-specific; RNA polymerase II cis-regulatory region sequence-specific DNA binding.
AUGGCCUCGAAACGUCCCCCCACGAAGCCGCGGGUCCGAGUGUGCUAUCACUGCGUGCAAACGCGACGGGGACUGGGAAGCUCGGUGCCCUCCUCUGCCAGCUUCAGCCCGACCGAACAGAAGACCCACCUGGAGGACCUGUACUGGAUGGCGAGCACCUACCAGCAGAUGAACCCGGAGGCGCUCAACCUGACGCCCGAGGACGCGGUGGAGGCGCUCAUCGGCUCGCACCCUGUGCCACAGCCCUUGCAGAGUUUCGACGGCUUCCGCGGUGCGCACCACCACCAUCAUCACCACCACCCACACCCACAUCAUGGGUACCCGGGCGCCGGCGUGACCCACGAAGAGCUGGGCCCACACGCUCACCAGCACCAUCACCACCAUCACCCCUUCUCCGACGACCAGCUCGUGUCCAUGUCCGUGCGCGAGCUGAACCGCCAUCUGCGGGGCUUCACCAAGGACGAGGUGAUCCGCCUGAAACAGAAGCGGCGGACCCUGAAGAACCGGGGCUACGCCCAGUCGUGCAGGUAUAAACGCGUCCAGCAGAAACACCACCUGGAGAAUGAGAAGACGCAGCUCAUUCAGCAGGUGGAGCAGCUUAAGCAGGAGGUGUCCCGGCUGGCCCGCGAAAGAGACGCCUACAAGGUCAAGUGCGAGAAACUCGCCAACUCCGGCUUCAGGGAGGCGGGCUCCACCAGCGACAGCCCCUCCUCUCCCGAGUUCUUUCUGUGAGUCGUGGCCAUCCCGGCCCCUGUCCUUGCCCGGCCCGGACUCCCCGUCCCCAGUUCCCAGCCCCAGACUCCCCUGGACCCUGUCCCUGCCACAGCCACAGCCUUGACCUGUUUGACUUGAGGGAGAGGGAGGAAGGGCGCGCGGGACGCGAGCGACGGGAGGGCGCGCGGGCAGGCAGGGGACCUUGGCCAAGGCGAGAACAGCGCGCGCCAGCGCUGCCUCCUAGACUGGAGCAGAGCCAGAGAGAGACGAGGGGGUGGGGAGUCCCGGAGCAACUUUUCUUCAGGCUGGAGGGCUACGAGGCAUAGUCCUGAGGAGUCGCCACGGGCCGUCAGGAGACUCCUGGCUUUCUGAACUUUGUGCGUUAAGCCGGGGCCGCUACCUCACGGCCAGGAAGAGAGCAGCGAGGAGAGAGGGACCCUGGCUUCCUGGCAGGCGCGAGGCGAGGAAGGAAAGACAGACGGACCUGUCUGCCCAGGGUCCGGAGAACACUGGCUCUCAGCCCCGAGACGCGGGCCUCAGUUAGAACAUUCUGCGCGCAAAGAUCAUCAGUUUUAUUGCCUGCUCGAUUAUAUAGAAAAAUACGAAAAUCUGCAUUAAAAAUAUUAAUCCUGCAUGCUGGACAUGUAUGGUAAUAAUUUCUAUUUUGUACCAUUUUCUUGUUUAACUUUAGCAUGUUGUUGAUCAUGGAUCAUAACCCCUUGUUUCUUUGAGUGAGAAGGGAACGCAGUUUGGAAACUCCGGUGGCUGCUUGCCGGGUGUCAGUCCCGGCUGUCGGCUUGUAAAUACCCGCCUGCCAAACCGCUUAGAGAACGUGGCAGCAAAGUGAGUGUCGUCUUUGUUUGGGUUUAUUAUUAUGGCAUUUUUUUUGUAAGUAAAAAAAAAGUUGUGGGCAUUGUGCAUCAGAAAACAACUUUGUCUUGGGCACUUUUGAAAGUUGCUUGUUUUCUCCGCUCCCCUGCCCGCACUGGGUCCUCUUUUCCCUUCCGCUUUAGUUUUCCAUUUUGUUGGUUUUGAGAGAAAGAGGACUGGGGUCCCAGAACCCCAGGACCAGGACAGGGCAGCUGCAGAGUUUCAAACCCCAACGGCUCCAAGUGGUAGGUCCUUGCUUCCACUUUGUAUUUUAUGGCUAAACGGACACCCCUAACAUGAAGGAAAGGAAAACAUCGUGUUUGCUUUUUUAAUUGCAAUCAGAAUCACCCUGGGGUCCCUUCACAACCCUCCAGGCCGCUACUAAUUGCUGGAGCCGCUGCGCCCCUAGGGAGACUGGCUUCACCAGCUGGACACUGCCCAAUGGUGACCUGAACUUGUGUUAAACCAGCGUCCACACUCAGAAAGUACUGGAAACCCAAACACUGGCAAGUAAUUUUGCAACUUUCACACGUUAUGUGUGUUUCUUUCCCUGCUUUUGCGCUAUCAGGCAGAGUUAUUGGUGGUGUUCCCCCCACCCCCUUCAGUUGUAUAGUAGUUAUAGGGAAGAUCUGGGUGUUUUUCUUUAUUAUUACAUUUUUUCCUGCAGGUCAGUAAAAGGAUUUAAGUUGCACUGACAAAAAUACCAAAACGAAAGUGUAUUUUUUAGUUCCCAUUUGAAAUUGCUGGCGCUGCUGGCCGGAUGCAUUUUUGAGUUUGUAUUAGUUGAUAAAUUAACAGUAAUAACAAGAUUGUAUGAACCGCAUGGUGCUUGCAGUUUUAAAUAUUGUGGAUAUUCGUCCUGCAUCAGAAACGAGCUUUAGUUUUUACAGAUUCAACUGUGUUGAAAUCAAAUUUGCCGCAACAGAAAUUGUUUUUAUUUCAUGUAAAAUAAGGGAUCAAUUUCAAACCCUGCUUAUGAUAUGAAAAUAUUAAAACCUAGUCUAUUGUAGUUUUA